UUCAAUCUCCAUUCCUAUUCUCAUUUACCAAUUAUUGCCAUUCUUCUACUUCCACACUUGAAGAUGCACGCUUCUUGACAAAUAACUUCAAAUCUGCUUCUCUUACCCACCUUGAUGAUGCCAUUGCUUCCUUCAAUCAUGUAAUUCAUAUGAAUCCUCUUCCUUCUAGGGCUCAAUUUAGUAGAUUCUUAUCUGCCCUUGUGAAAAUGAAACAAUAUCACACUGUCUUUUCCAUGUCCAAAACAAUUGAAUUGGUAGGAAUCUCUCACGAUGUUUAUUCUAUUAACAUCUUAAUUAAUUGCUUCUGCCGUUUACAUCUUGUGGAUUUUGGCUUCUCUGUUUUCGGGAAGAUGUUCAAAUUCGGAUUGGAGCCUACCACUGUGACAUUUACUACCUUAAUUAAUGGGCUUUGUAUGGAGAGUAAAAUCGAUAAAGCAGUGGAAUUUUUUGAUGAUAUGGUUGCACGUGGUUAUCAACCUGAUGUUCGUACUUACAGUACGAUAAUAAACGGAAUGUGUAAAUUUGGGAAAACAAAUGUGGCUAUUGGGCUACUAAAGGGAAUGGCUGAUAGAGGUUGUGAGCCAAAUGUUGUGACAUACAAUGCAAUCAUUGACGCACUUUGCAAGGAUGAGCUAGUUGGUGAGGCUUUAGAGCUCUUCUCUCAAAUGAGGAAUAAGGGCAUUUCACCUGAUGUCAUCACUUACACUGGUUUAAUUCACGGUGUUUGCAAAUUAGGCCAAAAGAACCAAGCUUUGGCCUUGAUGAAUGAAAUGGUGGAGCAGAACAUAUCACCUGAUGUUUAUACCUUCAAUGUAUUGAUUGACGCUCUUUGUAAGGAUGGAAUGGUUUCAGAGGCUCAAAAUACAUUCAAUAUAAUGAUUCAAAGAGGUGUAGAGCCUAAUGUGGUCACCUACACUUCCUUAAUUGAUGGUCUUUGCAUUUCAGACCAUUUCAGGGAAGCUUUGGCCUUGUUGAAAGAAAUGGUGGGGAGGAACAUAUCCCCUAAUGUUUUUACCUUCAAUAUAUUGAUCGACACACUUUGUAAGAAAGGACUCGUUUCAAAUGCAGAGAAUAUAAUCAAAAUAAUGAUUCAAAGAGGUGUGGAACCUACCGUUGUCACUUAUAGUUCAUUGAUGGAUGGAUAUUGUCUAGGCAGCCAAAUUGAUAAGGCUAGAAAGCUAUUUGAUCUGAUGGUGACCAAUCAAAUAGCUGACAUUUUUAGCUACAACAUUUUGAUCAAUGGAUAUUGUAAGUGCAAAAUGAUAGAUGAUGCAAAGCAGAUUUUUUAUGAAAUGUCUCAUAAAGGUUUAGUUCCUGAUACUGUUACUUAUCAUACUCUUAUAAAGGCUAUGUUUCAAGCAGGGAGGCCCCAAACUGCAAAAGAGCUUUUUAAGGAUAUGUACUCUCAUGGUCAACAGCCAAAUAUAGUAACCUUCUCAAUUAUGAUUGAUGGCUUGUGUAGACAGGGGAAUCUCGAUGAGGCACUCACCCUAUUGAAAGCAAUGGAGAAAAGUCAGUCGAAGCCUAAUUUUGUGAUCUAUAGUAGCCUGAUCAAUGGUAUGUGCAAAGUUGGGAAGAUUAAUGAUGCCAAGGAACUUUUUUCUAGUCUUUUUGAAAUUGGUUUACAACCUGAUGUUUAUGUAUAUAAUGCAAUUAUGAAUGGACUCUGCCAACAAGGAUUAAUGGAUGAAGCGUAUAAGGUAUUUAAAGACAUGGAAAAGGUAGGAUGUUUACCAAAUAAUUGUUGUUAUAAUAUCAUCAUUCAAGGGUUUCUCAGGCAUGAGGAUUUACCAAAAGCAUCAGAACUAAUCAACGAAAUGGUUGAUAAGGGGUUCUCUGCUGAUGAUGCUACCACAGAAUUGGUAGUACAUUUAUCGCAGAAUAAUAAUCUCAUUCUGAGGCUUUUAAAGUUGCGCAAUGAGGGAUCAAGCGCAGGAUAUACAGUCCCAGAAUACAAGGUAAGAGAAUCACUAGACUUCUACAACUGUUGUUUUUGUGAUUCUGCAUCCAUGCGAAAUGGUUUGUUAGAGAAGGUGGGUUUGACAGGGUACAUAUUGAGAGUAUCCUUGCCACUUUACCAGGCAGAGAGCCUUCUUUUUCCGAUUCUCUAUUUCCUUUCCUCAUUCCCAAUCUCCGAUCCAUCCCUAAAAACAACUGACGAGAGAUCGAUGAUGAUGAAGAUGCCUUGGAGGAGGAAGAGCAGGAGCUUCCAUCUUCAGCUACAAGGGGCAAUUGGUACCAUUCAAUCUCCAUUCCUAUUCUUAUUUACCAAUUAUUGCCAUUCUUCUACUUCCACACUUGAAGAUGCACGCUUCUUGACAAAUAACUUCAAAUCUGCUUCUUUUACCCGCCUUCAUGAUGCCAUUGCUUCCUUUAAUCAUGUAAUUCAUAUGAAUCCUCUGCCUUCUAGGGUUCAUUUUAAUAGAUUCUUAUCUGCCCUUGUGAAAAUGAAACAAUAUCACACUGUCUUUUCCAUGUCCAAAACAAUUGAAUUGCUAGGAAUCUCACACAAUGUUUAUUCUCUUAGCAUCUUAAUUAAUUGCUUCUGCCACUUGCACCUUGUGGAUUUUGGCUUCUCUGUUUUUGGUAAGAUGCUCAAAUUCGGAUUGGAGCCUAACACUGUGACAUUUACUACCUUAAUUAAUGGGCUUUGUAAGGAGAGCAAAAUCGACAAAGCAGUGGAAUUUUUCGAUGAUAUGGUUGCACAUGGUUAUCAACCUAAUGUUUAUACUUACAGUGCGAUAAUAAACGGAAUGUGUAAAUUUGGGAAAACAAAUGUGGCUAUUGGGCUACUAAACGGAAUGGCUGAUAGAGGUUGUGAGCCAAAUGUUGUGACAUACAGUGCAAUCAUUGACGCCCUUUGCAAGGAUGAGCUAGUUGGUGAGGCUUUAGAGCUCUUCUCUCAAAUGAGGAAUAAGGGCGUUUCACCUGAUGUCAUCACUUACAAUAGUUUAAUUCACGGUGUUUGCAAAUUAGGCCAAAAGAACCAAGCUUUGGCCUUGAUGAAUGAAAUGGUGGAGCAGAACAUAUCACCUGAUGUUUAUACCUUCAAUGUAUUGAUUGACGCUCUUUGUAAGGAUGGAAUGGUUUCAGAGGCUCAAAAUACAUUCAAUAUAAUGAUUCAAAGAGGUGUAGAGCCUAAUGUGGUCACCUACACUUCCUUAAUUGAUGGUCUUUGCAUUUCAGACCAUUUCAAGGAAGCUUUGGCCUUGUUGAAAGAAAUGGUGGGGAGGAACAUAUCCCCUAAUGUUUUUACCUUCAACAUAUUGAUCGACACUCUUUGUAAGAAAGGACUGGUUUCAAAUGCACAGAUUAUAAUCAAAAUAAUGGUUCAAAGAGGUGAGGAGCCUAAUGUUGUCAAUUAUAAUUCAUUGAUGGAUGGAUAUUGUCUUUGCAAGCAAAUUGAUAAGGCUAGAAAGCUAUUUGAUCUGAUGGUGACCAAUGAAAUAGCUAACAUUUUUAGCUACACCAUUUUGAUCAAUGGAUAUUGUAAGUGCAAAAUGAUAGAUGAUGCAAAGGAUGUUUUUGUUGAAAUGUCUCAUAAAGGUUUAGUUCCUGAUGUUGUUACUUAUUCUACUCUUAUAGAGGGUAUGUUUCAAGCAGGGAGGCCCCAAACUGCUCAGGAGCUCUUUAAGAACAUGUGCUCUCAUGGUCAACAGCCAAAUAUAGUAACCUUCUCAAUUAUGAUUAAUGGCUUGUGUAGUCAGGGGAAUCUCGAUGAAGCACUCACCCUAUUGAAAAAAAUGGAGGAAAGUCAGUUAAAGCCUAAUCUUGUGACCUAUUGCAUUCUGAUCAAUGGUAUGUGCAAAGCUGGCAAGAUUAAUGAUGCCAAGGAACUGUUUUCUAGUCUUUUUGAAAAUGGUUUACAACCUAAUGUUCAUAUAUAUAGUGCAAUUAUGAAAGGACUCUGCCGACAAGGAUUGAUGGAUGAAGCGUAUAAGGUAUUUAAAGACAUGGAAAAGGUAGGAUGUUUACCAAAUAAUUGUUGUUAUAAUAUCAUCAUUCAAGGGUUUCUCAAGCAUGAGGAUUUACCAAAAGCAUCAGAACUAAUCAACGAAAUGGUUGAUAACGGGUUCUCUGCUGAUGCUGCUACCACAGAAUUGGUAGUACAUUUAUUGCGGAAUAAUGAUCUCAUUCUGAGGCUUUUAAAGGUGCGCAAUGAGGGAUCAGCAAACUAAAGUUGUUAUAUCUUGACCAUUCAAGUGUGUCUUGGAGCGCAACUUGACAUGGACUAGAUCUCUUUGAUAUAAGAUUGUUGAUGAAUGGAGGUCAUGGAUUUCUAAUCAUCAAGUUGCUGGUACUUGCAAGGAUAUGACUACAACUUCACCUUUCUAACCAUAAAGGGCGCAGGAUAUACAGUCCCAGAAUACAAGCCAGAGUGUGUUGAUGGAAUAGCAACUGCAAUUGGUCCUACUAGCGAUUGGAAUGCUAAUUUAGCUUCAGGUAUUUAACAGGACUUUUUGUCCAAAUGUAUUUAUGAACAAGUUCAUAAAAGGCAGGUUAGCUCUAUAUAUAACACAAGUAUAAUCUUGCAAUAUACUUCAUAAAAUUUUCUUUGAGCUGUUAUUUACACACCACCUGCAGUAGGUAUCCAGUCUUAAAUUAGUUAGAUAUUCAAUAAAAAGACUUUUUAUAUGAUUUUUAGAGACAUGAAAAAGGGAGGAUAUUUACCGAAUAAUUGUUGUUAUAAUAUCAUCAUUCAAGGGUUUCUCAGGCAUGAGGAUUUACCAAAAGUAUCAGAACUAAUCAACGAAAUGGUUGAUAAGGGGUUCUCUGCUGAUGCUACUACCACAGAAUUGGUAGUACAUUUAUCGCAGAAUAAUGAUCUCAUUCUAAGCAAACUACGAAAUUGUUCUGAGGCUUCUAAAGCUGUGCAAUGAGGGAUCAACAAACUAAAGUUGUUAUAUCUUGACCGUUCAAUGGUGUCUUGGAGAGAAACUUGGUAACUACCUUCUUCAAAUGUAGUAGAUAUGUAAUUUAACUAACUUCAAAUUUCAUUUCUAAUUUCAAUCAGAUGUGAUUCUCUUCCACAAAACAAAAUUUCUAACACUGCAAAUUACCUGUGGUGGAAACCAUGAUAUCUGUGUGCCUUUCGCUUGAAUUCAGACAUGGACUAGAUCUCUUUGAUAUAAGAUUGUUGAUGAAUGGAGGUCAUGGAUUUCUAAUCAUCAAGUUGCUGGUACUUGCAAGGAUAUGACUACAACUUCACCUUUCUAACCAUAAAGGGUGCAGGAUAUACAGUCCCAGAAUACAAGGUAAGAGAAUCACUAGACUUCUACAGCUGUUGGAUGAAAUGUCAUUAAAAUUAUAGACAACAGAAAAUGUUAUGGGAAUUGAGGGAAAAGCAAAAAUCCUCUUUGUCACCUCUUUUUUUUUUUCUUUUUCUAGUCAUCAAGUUGGGAAUAUAUAUAUAUAGAUCCUUAAUUUCUUUUAUUUUCCUUCAAGUCAAAUUAGUGAUAUCAUUGCAUUAGCAUCUAAUAAUAUGAAGUUCACAAUCUUUUCCAAUGAAAUCAAUUUUUUAACAUGAAAAUUUGAAUUUUAGAAAUGCUUGUGGAAGGUAUAUAUAUAUUCUUCCCUUUGAGAUUCUUUACUUUGUGCCAAGUUGAUUGGAUGUACUGUUUGAGAUGUUAGUUAAGUUAGGCAAGAAAAGUUGUUUUGGUUGUUUCUUUUCUCCUUUCAGCAGUAUAUAAUGAGACAUCUUAUGUUUUUACCACCUUCUAAACCUUGUAAUACACUCAAUAAAAUUUUCUUUGGGCUCU
This is a messenger RNA of Manihot esculenta (cassava), 5759 nucleotides long. Its product is annotated as pentatricopeptide repeat-containing protein At5g55840. Bases 150 to 4178 code for a protein of 1342 amino acids. NCBI's taxonomy places the organism in Eukaryota, Viridiplantae, Streptophyta, Magnoliopsida, Malpighiales, Euphorbiaceae. Gene Ontology annotation, molecular function: protein binding. The record is from RefSeq and is a predicted model, not a curated record. The transcript has 11 exons.